GCGCCGGCGCUGCCACCCCCACAGCGGGCGGCGGUUUGUGCGCGGGGCCGGCGGUCGGCGUGGGACCGACGAGGGCGGGAAGGCGCUGUCGCUGGACGCCGGCACGGUUUCCUAGAUCUAAAAGAAAGGCCGAGUUAGAGAGUACCCUUCCAAAAUGGCUGCUAUUAAGGAAGAGAGAGAAGUGGAAGACUACAAGAGGAAAGGAAGACGAUCCUCACAGCAGAAAUACCGUAGACUGAAUAAGGGCCAUGAGCCAAAGGAGCCAGAGCAGUUGAGAAAGCUGUUCAUUGGAGGUCUGAGCUUUGAAACAACAGAUGAUAGCUUGAGAGAGCACUUCGAGAAAUGGGGCACACUCACCGACUGUGUGGUGAUGAGAGACCCCCAAACAAAACGUUCCAGAGGCUUUGGCUUUGUGACUUACUCCUGUGUGGAGGAGGUGGAUGCUGCCAUGAGCGCUCGACCACAUAAGGUUGAUGGACGCGUGGUUGAACCAAAGAGAGCAGUUUCCAGGGAGGAUUCUGUAAAGCCUGGGGCACACCUCACUGUAAAGAAAAUAUUUGUUGGUGGAAUUAAAGAAGAUACAGAAGAAUAUAAUUUGAGGGAGUACUUUGAAAAAUAUGGAAAGAUUGAAACCAUAGAGGUCAUGGAAGACAGGCAGAGUGGAAAGAAGAGAGGCUUCGCUUUUGUUACUUUUGAUGAUCAUGAUACAGUUGAUAAAAUUGUUGUUCAGAAAUACCAUACUAUAAAUGGACACAACUGUGAAGUGAAAAAAGCGCUCUCAAAACAGGAGAUGCAGACUGCUAGCUCUCAGAGAGUGAAAUAUUUUGUAGGUCGUGGGGGUGGCUCAGGCAACUUCAUGGGCCGUGGAAACUUCGGAGGCGGUGGAGGGAAUUUUGGCCGAGGAGGAAACUUUGGUGGGAGAGGAGGCUAUGGGGGUGGUGGUGGCGGUGGUGGGAGCAGAGGAAGCUUUGGGGGUGGUGACGGAUACAAUGGAUUUGGUGAUGGUGGCAACUAUGGCGGUGGUCCUGGCUAUGGCAGCAGAGGAGGUUAUGGUGGUGGUGGAGGACCAGGAUAUGGAAACCCAGGUGGUGGAUAUGGAGGAGGAGGAGGAGGAUAUGAUGGCUACAAUGAAGGAGGAAAUUUUGGUGGUGGUAAUUAUGGUGGAAGUGGAAACUACAAUGAUUUUGGCAAUUACAGUGGACAACAGCAGUCUAACUAUGGUCCCAUGAAAGGUGGUGGCAGCUUUGGUGGCAGAAGUUCAGGCAGUCCCUAUGGUGGUGGUUAUGGAUCUGGAAGUGGAAGUGGGGGCUAUGGUGGUAGAAGAUUCUAAAAAUGCUACCAGAAAAAGGGCUACAGUUCUUAGCAGGAGAGAGAGCGAGGAGUUGUCAGGAAAGCUGCAGGUUACUUUGAGACAGUCGUCCCAAAUGAAUUAGAGGAACUGUAAAAUCUGCCACAGAAGGAACGAUGAUCCAUAGUCAGAAAAGUUACUGCAGCUUAAACAGGAAACCCUUCUUGAUCAGGACUGUCAUAGCCACAGUUUGCAAAAAGUGCAGCUAUUGAUUCAUGCAAUGUAGUGUCGAUUAGAUGUACAUUCCUGAGGUCUUUCUCUGUUGUAGCUUUGUCUUUCUUUUUUCUUUUUAUUUUCCCAUUACAUCAGGUAUAUUGCCCUGUAAAUUGUGGUAGUGGUACCAGGAAUAAACAAAUCAAUGAAUUUUUAACUUUUCAAUAUUUGUGUAGUUCAGUUUUUCCACAUUUAGUACAGAGAACUCUAUAACAGAACUGAAAUGUAGUUUAGGGUGUUUCCUUGUUAGUUAAUAGAGAAGAUAAAUGCAUUUCUCAAUUACUAUUUUGUAUUAAUUUAAAGUUAACAAUAGAAACACCUAUUGAUUUGCAGUCUUAAGGGUCUAGUCUCAGUGUAUAUACGUAACUGUCAUUGACAUGAGUUACAUAGGCAUACAGAGGGAAAACAUCUGUAUGUUGCAUUAUAGUUUGUUUAGAUGUAUAACUAGGAUUUGAGUUACUCAAAUUAGUGUUUGUGCAUCAUAGAACUAAGCUUUAUCUCAAUGAAAACUUCAAAUUACUUUUUGGUUUGUGCAUAUUUUUUUAAUUUGUAGUUCUGUAUUAGUACUAGCGCUUCAAGAAAAUAAGGCAUGAUAAAUAUUUUAACAAGACCAACUUUAGACACACGAAA
Molecule: messenger RNA, 2191 nt
Organism: Melospiza melodia melodia
Lineage: Eukaryota; Metazoa; Chordata; Aves; Passeriformes; Passerellidae
Gene: HNRNPA3
Product: heterogeneous nuclear ribonucleoprotein A3
Exons: 13
Coding region: 155-1330 (391 amino acids)
Biological process (GO): mRNA splicing, via spliceosome
Cellular component (GO): catalytic step 2 spliceosome
Molecular function (GO): mRNA 3'-UTR binding
Source: RefSeq, a predicted model, not a curated record